AUGAAAUGCUUGUUAGUUAGUUUCUUAUUUUGUUUUGUUGCACAAAUAUUACAUGCAAAUGUAAGCGAUGAUGAAUAUUUAUGGUCAACUGACGAAGGUAAUUCACAAAAUACUUUUCACAUAAUACCAUCAAUAGCAACAAAUUAUUCUGGUAAAACAUGGCAAUAUGAAUAUAAUGCGUCAUCACAAGAUCUUACUAAUUUGGGUAUUGGUGGCGGAGUUAACGGUGACGUUUACUUUUUCCUUAGUGAAACACGAUAUCAUCCAAUCGAUUUUAUAAUUUGUUUGACAACAAAUGGUGUCAUACGUUGGAAAUUGUACAUUGAAUCAGUAGCCGAUAUGAUUCCUGUUGGUGCAUCAAAUAUUGUUUCAGAUCGUAAUGGUACUUUAUAUUAUUCUGUAUCAUGGACAGGAAAUGAAGAGUAUACAGCAAAAAUAUGUCGUAUUAAAUAUGCACAAACAGAUCAUCCAUAUCAAGAAUGUAUAAAAAAUUAUCAAUUAUAUAUGGAUAUAAAUUCACCAUUAGCUAUUAAUGAAAAAUUUAAUUUACUUAUAACAGCUGUUGUUGAUGAUACAUUUGAAUCUGUUCCAGCUGCUAUAAAUAAAACAACAUUUGAAAUUUUAUGGAUAAAUCGAAAUUAUUUUGGUGCUGGUAUGAACGGUCAUUAUAAAAUCGAUUCUAAAACGGGUGAUAUGUAUUGGAUUGGUGGUGAUGACUAUCUACUUAAAUUUAAUGAAAAGGGACAAAAAUUACUUAAUGGUGAUAGUCAUUCGGGUGGUGGAAGACAAUUUGCACUUGAUAAUGAUCAACAAAUAAUUGUACGUUCAUGGCAAAAUAUGUCCGAUAUACGUUGGGCAAUUGUUGUUUCAUCAUGGAAUGUUUCUAAACAAUUUCAAUUGCGAUGGAAUUGGUAUGCACCAAAAUCAAUAGCGGAAAAUGACGCAAUAACACAACCAAUUAUGGAUGAAAAAGGUAUAACAUAUUUAUCAAGUAUGCCAUUAAUAUUUGCAUUAUCAACAACUGGUAAAACAUUAUGGUCAACCAUAUUAGCAACGAAUGAAGAAAUGAAAAACUUUGAAUUAAUAUCAUGGUGUUUAGCAAUGAAUAGUCAUACACGUAUUUUAUAUGUUGUAGCUGGUUCACCAUUAUUCCAUAAAGGUAAUGCUAUGUAUUUCAUAACGGCUGUACAUAUGGAUACAGGAAAAGUAUUAAAGCGUAUUAAUAUCAAUCAUG
This is a messenger RNA of Rotaria sp. Silwood1, 1234 nucleotides long. Lineage: Eukaryota; Metazoa; Rotifera; Eurotatoria; Philodinida; Philodinidae. The record is from the annotation of a GenBank genome assembly.